Molecule: messenger RNA, 991 nt
Organism: Micromonas commoda
Lineage: Eukaryota; Viridiplantae; Chlorophyta; Mamiellophyceae; Mamiellales; Mamiellaceae
Exons: 1
Coding region: 590-949 (119 amino acids)
Biological process (GO): mitochondrial respiratory chain complex I assembly
Cellular component (GO): mitochondrion
Source: RefSeq, a predicted model, not a curated record
CUUCGGCUCGUGAGGGACAACGUCGCCGCUGAGUUUUCGGUGGCGGGUGGCGGUGAAGGGGGCGACUCGCUCGAGUCGCAGGUCGUGCGCUCAGCCUCGGGCGGGGAGGUGACGGUGCACUACGUCCACGCCGACGAGGAGGAGUUGCCCGCGAAGGGUCAGUCGGUGGAUGUGGUUGUCAGCGUGCUGGGUCUGCACUGGGCCAACGACCUUCCAGGCGCCAUGACGCAGGCUCGGAUGGCGCUCGUUCCGGACGGCCUGUUCCUGUCCGCGGUGCUGGGCGGUGAGACACUGAGGGAGAUGAGAAUCUCUUGUGCGGUGGCGGAGUUGGAGCGCGAGGGCGGGGUGAGCCAGCGCGUCAGUCCCCUUGCGCAGGUGAGUAGUGAUGGGCCCUUUCCAGUUUCCUCUUGCAUCUCCCGUUUUCCCUCAUGUCUGCUAUACAUGUCACGCCCGCACUCGCUCUCGCUGCAGUGGGCGUUUUCCGGCUCGCUGUCCGACCUCGACGCCGUGCUUGACGACUGAUUUACAUUUUUUGACCACUGCCCCUCCGUAGGUGCGUGACUGCGGCAACCUGCUGACUCGCGCCGGCAUGCGUCUGCCCGCGGUUGACGUGGACACCGUGACCAUGAACUAUCCGUCGCCGCACAAGCUGGUGGAGCACCUCAGGGUCAUGGGCGAGACCAACGCCGGGGUAUCGCGUCGCCGCGGCCCGCUGGGGAGGUCCACCGCGGCUGCGGCGGCGGCGGCGUACGGGUCCGCGUUCCCGUCACCCCCGGGCGUCGGCGACACAGCUGGCGGCGGCGGGGGCGGGGUGGAGGCGACCUACCAGGUGCUGUACAUGACCGGGUGGAGCGCGGGGGAGGGACAGCAGCAGCCGGCGGAGAGGGGAUCAGCGGGGGUGUCUCUGGCGCAGCUGGAGGAGGAGUUGGCCAAGGUCCCGAAGCGAUAGUAACCGUCCACUCGGCACAAUAAGAACUUAAACCUGACUCGU